Messenger RNA from Cyclopterus lumpus (lumpfish), 3432 nucleotides. Its product is annotated as E3 ubiquitin/ISG15 ligase TRIM25-like. The transcript has 9 exons. Bases 31 to 1950 code for a protein of 639 amino acids. Gene Ontology annotation, molecular function: protein binding. NCBI's taxonomy places the organism in Eukaryota, Metazoa, Chordata, Actinopteri, Perciformes, Cyclopteridae. The record is from RefSeq and is a predicted model, not a curated record.
ACCCUCCACCCUCCUGCCCCUCCACAACAAAUGAAGAGUCGUGGAAAACCAUCAACAACAGCGGAGUCACCAGGUCGGAACCGGGAGAACCAGGAGAACCCCGGAGAACCCGGUGACGUCAUGGCCCAGGCGAACAUCUCGGUGACGGAGAGCCAGUUCCGGUGCCCCGUGUGCCUGGACCUGCUGAAGGACCCGGUGUCCACCCCCUGCGGACACACCUACUGCAUGUCGUGCAUCAACGACUACUGGGACCAGGCGGAGGCGGCCGGCUUCAGCUGCCCGCAGUGCCGAGAGGCGUUCAGCCCGCGGCCGGUGCUGCGCCGCAACACGGUGCUCGCGGAGGUCGUCGGCAAGCUCAAGCGGAGCGACGCGCUCGCGGCGCCGGAGCUCUACCUCGGGAGAGUCGGCGAGGUGCGGUGCGACUUCUGCCCGGCGGACGGCACGCUGCGGGCGGCCAAGUCGUGCCUGGUGUGCCUGGCGUCCUUCUGCGAGCUGCACGUCCUGCCGCACCGGGAGGUCGGCACGCUGCGCCGGCACAAGCUGGUGGCCGCGGUGGAGUGCCCCGCGGAGCGGCUGUGCGCGCAGCACCGCCUGGGGCUGGAGCCCGCGGCGGCGGGGGGAGUCGGCUCCGAGGCGGCGGAGUGGAGCGGGGACUGCCUGCUGUGCGAAGCGGACCGGGAGGAGGUGCACGGCGGGGACGGCCAGAGAGCCAGGAGACGGCUUCAGCUCCAGGAGUCUCAGAGGAGGGUUCAAGGCAGGACACGGAGCGGAGUGAGGGAGCUGGAGGAGUUUCAACAAAGCCUGGAGUCCCUCAAGGUGUCGGCGUCGGCCGUCUUGGAGGACAGUGAAGCUCUGUUUACAGACAUGGCUCUCCGUCUGGAGAAAACCAGGGCGGAGGUUCGAGCGCGGCUGGAGGCCAAGGAGCGCGCGGUGGUCGGGCGGGCCGAGCGAGACAUGGAGGUGCUGGAGAAAGACCUGCAGGAGCUGAGGAGGCGGGACCAGGAGAUCGGCCGGCUCCUGCAGACGGAGGACGACGCCCACUUCUUACAGGCGGCCCCCCCGCUGUGCGUCCCUCUCACCCCCGGUCGUCACUCCAGAGCUCUCAGUCUUCCCACUGAGGGGUUCAGCGGCGCGAGGAGGGCUCUGUGCCACCUGCGCAGCCGCCUGGAGGAGGUCUGCAGGGAGGAGGUGGACAAGAUCAGCCGCGCAGUUAAUGAAAACUACGUGUCCGGCGGGGAGUGUGUAAAAGGAGGCGGCGGAGAGAACUCCAAACCGCACCACGUACAACCGCGACUAUCUGCAGGGCAACACACCGCCGGGGCAGUGCCGGUGUCGUUCCCUCUCUCCUCUUUGUCUCUGCAGCCGGCCGAUGAGAGGAUGAGGGCGGCGUUCCUCAGGUUUUCAUGUCGUCUUUCUUUGGACCCUGAUACCGCCCACCCCACUCUGGUUCUCCUGGAGGGGCACCAGGGUGCCCACUGCGGCGAGGAGCCCCAAUCCUACGCCCCGGUCCACCAGCGCUUCGACUCGGUGGCCCAGGUCUUGUGCCGGGAGGGUCAGUUCGGCGCCAGCUACUGGGAGGUGGAGUGGCGCGGCGGCGGCUGGGUCGACAUCGGCGUCACCUACCGAGGCAUCGGGCGCAAAGGCGGCGGGAAGCCGUGCCUGCUGGGGCGCAACGAGAACUCCUGGCGGCUGAGGUGCACGCACGCGGGCUACGCCGCCUGGCACGACAACCGCAAGACCACGGUGGCCGCGCCGCCGUGCCCCCGGAUCGGCGUCUUCCUGGAGCGCCAGAAAGGGGCGCUGUCCUUCUACAGCGUGUCGGACACCAUGGUGCUGCUGCACACCUUCCGCUGCCCCUUCUCUCAGCCGCUGCACCCGGCCUUCCGCCUGGACCUGGACUCCACGCUGCUCAUCUGCGCCCACCAGGGCGGCCACGGGUGGCCAACCUGACCCUCUUUUAGUUUGACCGCUGCAGGCAAGGAAAAGGGCUGUUCGGGCAACGACGUCCGGGUGAAGCGUGGCAGUCGAAAGGAAUCGAACCGUCUUUUUUGCAUAAUUCAAAAAUAUUCUCUUUUUCACUUUUUAAAUGUUCACAAAAUGCCUUUUUUAUUAUUUUUUUAUUCAUGACUCGAGUGGAAGGAAAAGCGCAGGUGUUCCUCACAAUGUGUCUUUGGGCUCGACUGUUCUGGUUUUAGGGUCGACACUGAAACGGGUUUCUUUUCAAACGUUUUGAGGUCAGGACGCUGAUUGUUUUUAUUAUUUACACUAUUGUGCUUUUCCUUCGGGGACAUGUCAAAGUGUUUAUGGGAUGAAAAACACACGUUUUAUGGUUUAAAAUCUGACAUUCUUUAUUUACCAAUGUGAUGCAAUACAAUACAAAGAUACUGAAAAGUAUUCAGCCCUAGUUUUUUUUUAAAAGUUUUUUUUGCAGAAAAAAAAACAUUCAUAGAAAUAUAUAUAAUUUUGUAUUUAUUAAUAUUGAAUGCUUCACGUGUUUCCUGUUUAAAGUUUAAACCAAGCGGAGGUCAAGAGGUGCUGUCGGGUUCGUCGAGGUCAAUUAGUGUGAAAUGUUGACUUUCCUUUUUAAAGAAAGCAGAUGCAACGCGUCGGCCAAUGAGCUUUUAGAGGCGUUUCCCUGUGAGCUAGGCUAGCUCCACCCCCCUCUCCCCUUUUCAGUCUUUGUGCUAAGCUAACCAGCUGCUUCAUCUUUACUGUAAAUUCCCAAAAUGUGGAAUUAUUCCUUUAAACGGUUGUCGUUCUCAAUUUCAGAUUUCUGUACUUUUUAAUUCUUUUUUUUAUCAUAUCUGUGUCGGUGUGUUUACUAAUUAUCAAAAACAUGGUAUAUGAGGACACAGUUUAAAUUGGGCACAUCGUUAUUUCUCCGUUAUAUGAUAAAGCUGCGUCGAUCACAAUCUGGAUUUUAUUUGUUGACCAAAUUAAACACGUUAAUAAUAAUAAUAUUAUUAUGACAUCAUAUCUAAUCAGGUCAAGUCUUAUUAUGACAUCACAUCCAUUCAGAAAGAGGAUUUUCCUUCAACUGUCGGAUGUGAAAACGUGUGAAACGUGUUUUUCUUCGUCUUUCCAUCUGAACGGACGCCAUAAUGUAGCCACGGGUUUCGUUUUGAUUAUGGGAUGGCGUGGGUCCAGACGUUUAAGGCCUUUUGAACCGAGGGACAACAACCACACGGGUGCAUUUAAUCUAAUUAGUAACUUUAGGGUUCGAGGGAUCAUUUAUUGUCACUAUGCAACACAACCAAACUCAGUUGUAGCCCGAUAGAUAGAUAGAUGGAUAUAUUAUUUAAUUUGUUGCCAUGAAGUGCUUUAUUCCACAGGCUGUAACAUGAACUUUCUCUUGUGGUAUUUUCUCCAUCUGUUGACUUGACAUAAAGAAUGUCGUAAUCGUCUCGGCUCGUAAUAAACCGAUCCAAAGGG